AGUGCAUUGCCACGAACCUAUAUGCACGGUAAGCAACAGUAAGUGUCGAUGAUUAAGGAGCUAACGGGCCGAUCUAAUUAUCGCACACCCCGCCAAUGAACCGAUCAGCUAAUCCCCGAUAAGGACCGGAAACUCAGCACCACUCGGAGAGUGUGUCACAGCGAUACGAUACAACGAUUGUGGAGGUCAUUCCGUUCCGGUUCCGAGGAUGCCGAUCAACACCCGUCAGCUGCUGGAUGCCGUUGGUUCGCUGACCGACCGCGAGUCCAUGCGUGUGACGAUGAAGAGCAGUGCCAAAGGGGCAGCUAUCGCUGGAUCCGGCAGCUUUCUGGGCGGUAUGAUGGGUGGCCCGGUCGGGCUGUUCGUCGGCGGUGCGCUCGGUGGCCUGGUGGCGUACGCAAUGAGUGACAACUUCAAACCCGUCAGCCAAAUCAUCCGUAACGAGCUGACGGUGGCCGAGCGGGAACGGUUGAAGGAGCGCAUCCUUGGCGCGCUGGCCGAGUUCCAGCCCACCGAUCUGGUCGUCAUUUUGCCCCUGCUCGCUGGUAAUGUGUCCGCGCAGCGGGCGGUCCUUUCGGCCGUCGCGUCCUUCCUGACCAACGAAAUGCGCAUGCAGAUCAUUGACUGAGGCGGCGGGGGGACGGAAAAAAAGCCGACCAUCGAAAGUGCCUUGAUGUUAUCUCUCUAACCGUGGAUUCCCUGCUGGCAAGGGAUUUGAAUUUAAGUGAAGAAGAAUCGCACGCGCCAGCGGAUCGCGACGGUGCGAUAUCAGCCAGAGGCCAGGGCCAGAGAACCGCCAUGAGUCAAUUACGCGUAUUCCUUUGUGAAGGUGAGGUGGAGGGGGGGGGGGAGGGCGGUGGGAGGUGCUCAAAAUAUUUCUAAAUUAAAAUAUACAUGGUACGUGAUUCUCUGCGAAACUCGCGGCUAAGCACGGUGCA
Messenger RNA from Anopheles aquasalis, 938 nucleotides. RefSeq names its product protein C19orf12 homolog. NCBI's taxonomy places the organism in Eukaryota, Metazoa, Arthropoda, Insecta, Diptera, Culicidae. The record is from RefSeq and is a predicted model, not a curated record.